AUGCAACAGGAUACAUCGCCUGCGGGGCCUUUGUCAAAGCGGCGACAAGUCGAGGCAACAAGCGGACAAACUCCGUACGAAGAACUGUAUCAUCUCUUGCGUACUCGCCCUCCAGCCACCGUCAACGAAAUUGUGCGCCGAGUUCGGGACGGAGUCGAUGCCCAAACUGUGGUCAGACACGUCCGAGAUGGUGAUCUAAUCACCCAGCUUUCUCUCCAGCCAGACACUCGCUGUCGAUUCACACUGCCAUUCGCUGUAGAUAUUCGUCCAUUGUUCACGCGGACGCCCAAUAUCUACCUCAAUUCGCGCCUGUUCCAAUCGCUUUUCGAAGACACAGCCAGUGAUUCCCAGCAAUCGUUGAAUCGACAUGCGAGCCAAUCCAAUCUAUACAAUGUCCCGUAUCAUGCAGCACUGAUUGUCGACGCACGUCUGCGUUCGCCAGCAUUGCGACCGUCGAGAUGGACAUCCGUCUCGAGCGAUGACGCAUUUUUGAAGAAGCUCUUGGAGGUGUACUUUCAAUUCGAGUACCCCUUCUUCUCAUUCUUCCACAAGGACAUUUUCCUGGACGACAUGAUCGCAGGAAGUGAAGAUUAUUGCUCGGGCCUAUUAGUCAACGCAAUCCUUGCAACGGCUUGUCAUGGACUCGCGACCGUGAGCGACCGAGCUGAGUUCUGGAACCCGCAGACGUGGGGAUAUCGAUUCCAAGCCGAGGCCAAUCGCCUUUGGGAGUUGGAAGUUGAUAGGAACAGGCUUACUACAAUCCAAGCUGCUGCAGUCAUGUUCAUUUCGUACUCACAAAACGCCCUGGACAAGAUAGGAAACCGUUAUUGGACCCAAGCGCUGCUCAUGGCGGAAAAGCUAGACCUCUUCUCAGAGCUGGACCCAUCGCUCGACCCGAGAUUACGUGUUACGCAGACUGUCACUGCAUGGGCUCUCUUUAACCUUCAAGCGAAAACUGCCUUCUUCUACUUUACGGGGCCGCUUCUAUCGUCACCACCGAAGGCCGAACUUCCCCAUCACCGAAUAGCUCAAAAGUUCUUUGGGGAGAUCUGGUUGCAAUAUCCACGAACACAGCUGCUGGUACCAUUGUUGUUAGGACCGACAUUUGUGGCGCUCUGCGAGUUUCACAGCAUUACACACGACGUGGCCAAGCAGGCGGUGCGGGCAAGAGAGCAAGGUACGGAGGGGACGCUUCCCAUGGACAAGGCCGCAGAGUUCUACAGGCGGUGGAAGCAAUGGCGCCAGAACCUCCCGACUCCUCUUUCGCCUGCGGUGGUUGUGCUCCCUGUCCAUCUCAUGAUGCAUAUGCAGUACCACAUUGUCGUCCGAAAGACUUUUGGCGUUAUGAUCACCCACGAGGUGAAGUUUGAUGGGCCACACGCCAGUGCCACAACACUGAAAGACUAUAUCGGAUUCAGUCCAGCGGAGCUUGUCGCACAGUCACAAAAUAGCCUCGAGAUAUUAUUACAUAUGUUCUAUCGACUCCACGGCUCAGAAUCCUGGUACACGUUCAUGAUGAAUAGCCUCUCCCACAUUGGAUUCGACACACUGGAGAAACUAAACAGGAUCACUGCAGAGGGAGCAGAAUCAGAGACAAGCAAAGAGGAAGUCAAAGCACUCCGCGGAACCCUAGUGCUAAGUGCCCAAGGGCUUUGGGAUCAGGGGCAGAACUCGUACCUGUCUGAGGUGCUAUUCUACUUCUUGCUGGAGAAGAUGCAGGACGAGGACGUGGCGUUGCUGGAACAGGGCACUGUGCGCCUUGCUGAUAGAAAACAGCGCAAGGCACUCAUGCAAACCCAAGUCUUGGCUGAGUACCCAAUCAACGUGGUGAACUUUACGGAGGACGCAAGCGAUCGCAGGAUUGAGAAGCUGGUAGAUACUAUGAGGAAUGAUGCGUCGUGA
This is a messenger RNA of Dothidotthia symphoricarpi CBS 119687, 1902 nucleotides long. RefSeq lists its product as uncharacterized. Gene Ontology annotation, biological process: DNA-templated transcription. Gene Ontology annotation, molecular function: DNA binding; zinc ion binding. NCBI's taxonomy places the organism in Eukaryota, Fungi, Ascomycota, Dothideomycetes, Pleosporales, Dothidotthiaceae. The record is from RefSeq and is a predicted model, not a curated record. The transcript has 4 exons. Bases 1 to 1902 code for a protein of 633 amino acids.